CUGGCUGUAUGCCUCUUCCUGGUCACGCUAAUGACUAAUACUUGGUGGUCGGUGAGUGGUCAGAACCUGGCUCUAGAGCCCCAUCGCGCCUGCAAAAAGGCGCGCAAAUUGAAGGGGCGACUUGGCGAGGCUUGUCGCGGAGGCGCCGCUCUUAUCGCCGCCGUUGCACGCGGUGCAGCCCUCGGCGGACGCGAGUGCGGACACCAAUUCCGUGAUCGUCGAUGGAAUUGCACUACGGACAGACGAAGUCUUAGACGGAUUUUGAUGAGAGAUACAAGAGAGACAGGAUUUGUCAAUGCAAUUACUGCUGCUGGAGUGACGUAUGCUGUAACCAGAGCCUGCACUGCUGGUGAACUUGUUGAUUGCUCUUGUGACAAAAAAUUAAGUAGGAGACAUCCGCAAAUGGGAACUAUGAGUAAGAAGAAUCAUCGUGGUAAAGGUAAGGGUAAAGGGUUUAAACGAGGAAGAAAACAAGCCAUGCCAAUGCCUGAUGGAGAUUGGGAAUGGGGUGGUUGUGGAGAUAAUGUACAUUUUGGCUAUAGAAAAUCUCGUGAUUUUAUGGAUGCGAGACCCUCAGGCAGGCAUGGGGAUAUAAAGACACUUGUGCGAUUGCACAAUAAUGACGCCGGUAGAUUAGCCAUAAAAGACCACAUGCGUUUAGAGUGCAAAUGCCACGGGUUAAGUGGUUCCUGUACGCUCAAGACUUGUUGGAUGAAAAUGCCUCCAUUUCGGGACGUGGGAAAUAUACUUAAAGAGAGAUUCGAUGGAGCAGCUAAGGUGAUUGCGGGAAACGAUGGAAAUUCUUUUAUGCCAGAAGGGCCAACUAUUAAAAUUCCUUCGCGAUCGGACCUAGUCUAUACUGAAGAAAGUCCUGAUUUCUGCACGGCAGAUAGGCGAACUGGUUCUCUUGGAACUAAGGGCAGAACGUGCAAUGCAACUUCUCCAGGAAUGGACGGGUGUGAUUUGCUCUGCUGUAGGCGAGGUUAUGAUAAAAAAAUAAUUCGCGAAAACGUGAAUUGCAGAUGCGAAUUUCAUUGGUGUUGUGAAGUCACUUGUGAACUCUGUCAACGGAAACGAGAAGUUUAUACUUGCCGGUACUUGAUACCCAACAAGAAAAUACAAAAUGAUUGUGUUAAGUUAUUUACUUAA
Ctenocephalides felis (cat flea) is the source of this 1149-nucleotide messenger RNA. RefSeq names its product protein Wnt-6-like. The transcript is spliced from 7 exons. Lineage: Eukaryota; Metazoa; Arthropoda; Insecta; Siphonaptera; Pulicidae. The record is from RefSeq and is a predicted model, not a curated record. Bases 31 to 1149 code for a protein of 372 amino acids. Gene Ontology annotation, cellular component: extracellular region. Gene Ontology annotation, molecular function: frizzled binding; cytokine activity. Gene Ontology annotation, biological process: cell fate commitment; multicellular organism development; neuron differentiation.